Molecule: messenger RNA, 1701 nt
Organism: Tarenaya hassleriana
Lineage: Eukaryota; Viridiplantae; Streptophyta; Magnoliopsida; Brassicales; Cleomaceae
Product: TBC1 domain family member 13
Exons: 9
Coding region: 107-1474 (455 amino acids)
Biological process (GO): intracellular protein transport; activation of GTPase activity
Molecular function (GO): GTPase activator activity
Source: RefSeq, a predicted model, not a curated record
GAAAAUGCCCCAGCACGUGAUCUAGCCUCUCUGUCUCCGAUCGAAGACUCCUGGCCGUAGCAAUCAAUCAAUCAUCGACUCAGAGAGUUUGAAUCUGCCGGAAUCUAUGGCGAAGAAGGGUGUUCCCGAUUGGCUCAACAGCUCCAUGUGGUCCACUUCCGGUGACGAUCGUCUCCUCCGCCACUCCUCCUCCGCUUCCGUUUCUCCUCCCACCGUUGAGCCGAUUCCGUCGCCGUCACCGCCGCUCCGUGUUCCUCCUCCGUCCGUGAAGACCGCUGCGACAGAUCCGCCGCUUCCUGCUCCUCCUCCGAUGAAGACAGAGACGAAUGAUCAGCGGAAUGGAAGUGGUAACGGCGGAGGUGAAGGUCGAGCUCCGGCGGCUUCUCCUGCAGAGGAUGUUUCUCGGCAAGCGCAGAUCAUGGCGGAGUUAUCAAAGAAGGUGAUAAACAUGAAGGAAUUGAGGAAACUAGCUUCUCAAGGUCUACCUGAUCAUGCUGGGAUUCGCUCCAAUGUCUGGAAGCUCUUACUGGGUUAUCUGCCACCUGAUCGCUCCUUAUGGCCUUCUGAGUUGGCUAAGAAACGGUCACAGUACAAGCAGUUCAAAGAGGAGCUUCUAAUGAACCCUUCAGAAAUAUCAAGGAGAUUGGAUAAAUCAAAGGGUAGUGCGAGUAAUGAGCCAAAAACUGAAGGCAGUGGUGUCCUUUCAAGGUCAGAGAUAACUCAUGAAGAUCACCCCUUAAGUCUUGGAACAACAAGCAUGUGGCAUAAAUUUUUCAAGGACUCAGAAACCAUGGAACAGAUUGACCGAGAUGUAAUGCGCACUCAUCCAGAUAUGCACUUUUUCUCUGGGGAUUCUGUAGCUACAAAAUCUAAUCAGGAUGCUUUGAAGAACAUCUUGAACAUUUUUGCAAAGUUGAAUCCUGGUAUCAGAUAUGUUCAAGGGAUGAACGAGAUAUUGGCACCCAUUUUCUACAUAUUUAAGAACGACCCAGAUGGAGGAAAUUCAGUGAGUACAUUUAUGCAGGCCCAUGCUGAAUCAGAUGCAUUUUUCUGUUUUGUUGAAUUGAUGAGUGGGUUUCGGGAUAAUUUUUGUCAACAACUGGACAACAGUGUCGUCGGUAUUCGUUCCACUAUCACAAGGCUGUCACAGCUCUUGAAGGAACAUGAUGAAGAACUUUGGCGUCAUCUAGAGGUCACAACUAAAAUAAAUCCACAAUUUUACGCAUUCAGAUGGAUCACUCUCCUCCUGACCCAGGAGUUCAACUUUGCGGACAGCCUCCGGAUUUGGGACACUCUUCUGAGUGACCCUGAGGGUCCUCAGGAGACACUGCUUCGAAUUUGCUGUGCAAUGUUGAUUCUAGUUCGAAGACGUCUUCUUGCUGGAGAUUUCACAUCAGACCUCAAACUUCUUCAGAACUAUCCUCCCACAAACAUCAGUCAUAUGUUGUAUGUCGCGGACAAGUUGCGUAACUAAGUCUUCAGGUUAAUUACUAACAAAGUGCACUCAUCCUCUUGUCUUCUACGUUUUUUGUUAUUUGAAUCCAUGAUCUUCCUUUCUGUAUAUUACCGAUUUCUGUGUAAAUGUGUUAGCUUUCUAAGAAAUCCGAAAUUUGUAACCUCUUGGAUAGGAAACUUUCAUAGCUUGGUGGAUGGAUAGAGAUUUGGAUGCAAACUUCUGACAUAUUUGUUUGAGGAUCUGCC